GGGGGAGUUGCCUUAUUGCCUACGCUCUCCCCUGCAUUUCACCUGAAAUGCCAGGUAACAUUCAACUCGUAUCCGGCCUAGCUCGAGUCCCAAUGGAGGAAUGACCGUGCUCCCUCCCCUCCUGAUUGGUCCAUGAUCAUCAUAUUGUCACCGAUGGAUCCAGUCUGCACCUCUGACAAAGCCGCCAUCGGACUCCCAUCCUCGCAUCCUACUUGCAUCCCCCCUCCCUCAUUUCUCGGCGGUUCUGUGGUGGCAGCAGGUCUGGCAAGCAGCGAAACUCAAAUGGCUUGAUUCCCAAAUCAAAAUGCAAGUGCGAACCGCGACGAGGAGGGAAAAAAGCCACCGUUCUCAUCACCUGCCCAAUGAUACCGGACAAUACGAACUUGCCCGUGCGAGACCCCCUCCGCAUUCCUCCGUGGGUCGGUUCCGGCGAGGAAAUUCAUCUGCCUACAGCCUACAGGAGAGUCAGUAUUGUCGAUGUGUGGAGAGUCGGGAGAUAUCCCAUUCGCUCGAUUGGACGCAGUGGAUUUAUGCACUGGUGACUGGUGAAAGUGGCAUGGGGUUUGCCAGGUUGCCGACUCUAUCACGUUCUUUAGCCACUGUCGAUGAUCCAGAAUAUUCGACGGAUAAUAAUGAAAGCUCGAAUCAAAGGUCGAUGCACCAGGAGAUGAUUACGACUCACUCACUCUACAGGGCGGUGAUCGUGGUCCUUCAUAGCAGGGCGGUGGAGCCAAGUUUAACAUAUUUGAUGGGACAGGCAGAUGUCAAUCCAUGGACCAUGAUCGAUGGACACCAUACGCGUUGCCUAGCCCAUCCUCCUGAAAUUUCGACCGUCGUCUGGAAUAUUUGCCUGCAGCCUACAGUUCAAGGAUCUUUUGUCAAUAUUCUGUGACGGGAAUCAAGUCGACUCAGACGGAGUAGGUAAUACUGCAGGUUCGAGGACUGUCGUCAUACAUUCGAUGGCUUUUUUCUCCUGCACUUCUCAC
Molecule: messenger RNA, 986 nt
Organism: Eremomyces bilateralis CBS 781.70
Lineage: Eukaryota; Fungi; Ascomycota; Dothideomycetes; Eremomycetales; Eremomycetaceae
Exons: 1
Coding region: 305-892 (195 amino acids)
Source: RefSeq, a predicted model, not a curated record